AUGUCAUUAGAAUAUGAUAUAUUAAACGGAACAGAUGAAUUCCCAUAUCCUACAUCGAUAAUAGGAACAGAUUUCAAGAAUUUUUCCAAUGAUUUCCAUGAAAUUGAUGAAUUUUUAUAUCUUAAUCAUCGAUUUAAUUCAUUAGAUUCAUUAAUUAAAGAUUUAAAUCAAUUAUCGAAUAAUUUGAAUGAAACAUUAUUGAAUUUAGUUAAUGAUGAAUAUAAUGAUUUUAUAAAUUUAGGAAAAUCUAUUAAUUCAGGUAAUGAAUUGAUUGAAUUAAUAUUACAAGAUUUAACGAAUUUUAAAAUUGAAAUGAUUGAAUAUUUAAAUAAAUUUAAUAAAAUUGAUGAAGAAUUAGAUAAAAUAUUGAAAAAUAGAGAAUUAUUAAUGAAUUUGAAAACUUGUAGUAAAUUAAAUUUAAUUAUUCAUGAUCAAAUGAUGGAAUUUGAUCAUCUUUUAAUUAAAAAUGAUGAAUUAUUUAAAAUUGAUAUUAAAAGUUUUAAAAAACUAACAAGUUUAUAUAUAUCCAUGACAAAUAUAAUUAAAUUUUUAAAUGAUUUCACUUCAAAUAAUCCUGAUAUAGGUGAUUGUUUAUUUCAUGAUAAUUAUGUAACUAAUAAGAUUGGGUCAAUAAAAUUGGAGUUUAAAAGUUAUUUAGAUCAGUUGAUCAAGAAAGAAUUGAGCCAAUCAAAAAGAGAUGGUGAUUUUGUAUUAGAAUUAUUGAAAGUAUAUGAAUUAAUUGGUAAAACAGAUGAUUUCAUUGGGUUGUUAUCAUUACUGCAAAAGAAGUAG
Molecule: messenger RNA, 792 nt
Organism: Candida tropicalis MYA-3404
Lineage: Eukaryota; Fungi; Ascomycota; Pichiomycetes; Serinales; Debaryomycetaceae
Product: Golgi transport complex subunit
Exons: 1
Coding region: 1-792 (263 amino acids)
Source: RefSeq, a predicted model, not a curated record